UGCUUAGUGUGUGAAAAACAAUUCACUUUCAAUUCACAACUUAACUUGCAUCAAAGAAUUCACACUGGGGAGAAGCCCUAUAAAUGCUUAGAAUGCGGGAAGAGCUUUGCUCACAGCACAGGCCUUAAACUGCAUCAAGGAAUUCAUACUUGGGAGAAGCCCUAUAAAUGCUUAGAAUGCGGGAAGAGCUUUGUUCUGAGCACAAAACUUAAGCGGCAUCAGAGAAUUCACACUGGGGAGAAGCCCUAUAAAUGCUUAGAAUGCGGGAAGAGCUUUGCUCAGAGCACAGACCUUAAGCAGCAUCAAGGAAUUCACACUGGGGAGAAGCCCUAUAAAUGUUUAGAGUGCGGGAACACCUUUGCUCACAGCACAAACCUUAAGCUGCAUCAAAGAAUUCACAUUGGGGAGAAGCCCUAUAACUGCUUAGAGUGCGGGAAGACCUUUGCUCACAGCACACAGCUUAAGCUGCAUCAAAGAAUUCACACUGUGGAGAAGCCCUAUAAUUGCUUAGAAUGCGGGAAGACCUUUGCUCUGAGCUCAACCCUUAAGCAGCAUCAAAGAAUUCACACUGGGGAGAAGCCCUAUAAAUGUUUAGAAUGCGGGAAGACCUUUGCUCUGAGCUCAACCCUUAAGCGGCAUCAAGGAAUUCACAGUGGGGAGAAACCCUAUAAAUGUUUAGAAUGCGGGAACACCUUUGCUCACAGCACAGACCUUAAGCGGCAUCAAAGAAUUCACACUGGGGAGAAGCCCUAUAAAUGCUUUGAGUGUGGGAAGACCUUUGCUCUGAACAAACACCUUAAGCAGCAUCAGGUAAUUCACACUGGGGAGAAGCCCUAUAAAUGCUUAGAAUGCGGGAAGAGCUUUGCUCAGAGCACAGACCUUAAGCGGCAUCAAAGAAUUCACACUGGGGAGAAGCCCUAUAAAUGCUUUGAGUGUGGAAAGACCUUUGCUCUGAACAAACACCUUAAGCAGCAUCAGGUAAUUCACAUUGGGGAGAAGCCCUAUAAAUGCUUAGAAUGCGGGAAGAGCUUUGCUCAGAGCACAGACCUUAAGCGGCAUCAAAGAAUUCACACUGGGGAGAAGCCCUAUAAAUGCUUAGAAUGCGGGAAGAGCUUUGUUCGGAGCUCAAACCUUAAGCGGCAUCAAAGAAUCCACACUGGGGAGAAGCCCUAUAAAUGCUUAGAAUGCGGGAAGAGCUUUGCUCAGAGCACAGACCUUAAGCAGCAUCAAGGAAUUCACACUGGGGAGAAGCCCUAUAAAUGCUUUGAGUGUGGAAAGACCUUUGCUCUGAACAAACACCUUAAGCAGCAUCAAGGAAUUCACACUGGGGAGAAGCCCUAUAAAUGCUUUGAGUGUGGGAAGACCUUUGCUCACAGCAGACAGCUUAAUCAGCAUCAAGGAAUUCACACCGGGGAGAAGCCCUAUAAAUGCUUUGAGUGCGGGAAGACCUUUUCUUGGAGCACAGACCUUAAGCGGCAUCAAAGAAUUCACACUGGGGAGAAGCCCUUUAAAUGCUUUGAGUGUGGGAAGACCUUUGCUCAGAGCGCACAGCUUAAGCAGCAUCAACGCAUUCACACUGGGGAGAAGCCCUAUAAAUGCGUAGAGUGUGGAAAGAGCUUUGUUUGCCUCAGAAACCUUAAGAGGCAUCAAAGAAUUCACACUGGGGAGAAGCCCAAUAAAUGCUUAGUGUAGCAUUUUUAGCAUCGUAGAAUGUUAGAGUUGGAAGGGGCCUAUAAGACCAUCGAGUUGAACCCCCCUGCUCAAUGCAGGAAUCCACCCUAAAACAUACCUGAUAGAUGAUUGUCCAGCUGCCUCUUGAAGGCCUCUAGUGUGGGAGAGCCUACAACUUCACCAGGGAACUGAUUCCAUUGUCGUACUGCUCUAACAGUCAGGAAGUUUUUCUUGAUGUCCAGAUGGAAUCUGGCUUCCUUUAACUUGAGGCCGUUAUUCCGUGUCCUACACUCUCGGAGGAUCGAGAAGAGAUCCUGGCCCUCCUCUUUGUGCCAACCUUUGAAGUAUUUGAAGAGUGCUAUCAUAUCUCCCCUCAGUCUUCCUUUCUGCAGGCUAAACAUGCCCCAUUCUUUCAGGCCAUAGCUAGACCUAAGGUUUAUCCCUGGAUCAUCCAGGGGUCAAACCUGUUC
Messenger RNA from Elgaria multicarinata webbii, 2141 nucleotides. Its product is annotated as zinc finger protein 420-like. The transcript has a single exon. Gene Ontology annotation, biological process: regulation of gene expression. NCBI's taxonomy places the organism in Eukaryota, Metazoa, Chordata, Lepidosauria, Squamata, Anguidae. Gene Ontology annotation, cellular component: nucleus. The record is from RefSeq and is a predicted model, not a curated record. The annotation marks the transcript as partial.